CCUAGAGAGCAGGUUCACAGAGUCACCCACCUCCCCAGGCCAGCAGCAUCUGCAAGGUCCCCGAUGGCCCCAGCCUGGUCCUUACUCCUGGCCCUGCUGCUGCUCAGCUGCAACGCCAUCUGCUCUCUGGGCUGCCACCUGCCUCACACCCACAGCCUGGCCAACAGGAGGGUCCUGACACUCCUGCAACAACUGAGGAGGGUCUCCCCUUCCUCCUGCCUGCAGGACAGAAAUGACUUCGCAUUCCCCCAGGAGGUGCUGGGUGGCAGCCAGUUGCAGAGGGCUCAAGCCAUCUCUGUGCUCCACGAGGUGACCCAGCACACCUUCCAGCUCUUCAGCACCGAGGGCUCGGCCGCUGCGUGGGACCAGAGCCUCCUGGACAAGCUCCGCACUGCACUGGAUCAGCAGCUCACUGACCUGCAAGCCUGUCUGAGGCAGGAGCAGGGGCUGCAAGGGGCUCCCCUGCUCAAGGGGGACUCCAGCCUGGCUCUGAGGAAAUACUUCCACAGAGUCACUCUCUACCUGCAAGAGAAGGGACACAGCCCUUGUGCCUGGGAGGUUGUCAGAGCAGAAGUCAUGAGAGCCUUCUCUUCCUCACCAAACUUGCAGGAGAGAUUCCGGAGGAAGGACUGACACACACCUGGUUCAACA
Molecule: messenger RNA, 651 nt
Organism: Cervus elaphus (red deer)
Lineage: Eukaryota; Metazoa; Chordata; Mammalia; Artiodactyla; Cervidae
Product: interferon alpha-1-like
Exons: 1
Coding region: 64-633 (189 amino acids)
Biological process (GO): B cell proliferation; adaptive immune response; defense response
Cellular component (GO): extracellular region
Molecular function (GO): cytokine activity; type I interferon receptor binding
Source: RefSeq, a predicted model, not a curated record